GAUCCACCGUCCUCCAAGCUGUUUCUCACAUCCUCUCAUCAAUCAUGUCAGCUCUACGACCACCAGUAAUGUUAUCGCGAGCAGCUAGACGCUAUGUCUCGACCUCUAGAGGUCCAAAAGGUCCUCGAAGUAUCCUCAAUAAACCACGAACACCCUCCCGGAUCACGCCUCGUCCAUCACGAGCUUCGCCCUUGGCUACAAAUAGCCGCCACCAGUCUUCGCAGCAGCCAAGUCAGCAGAACAAGCCGAACGAGCAAACUCAGCAAACGCCCGAAGAACCGUCCAAGAACGCUCUGGUCGCCACGGCUCUAGCAGAGAACGAGUCCUCAGAUCUGGUUGCGCCUGUCACAAUUCCAGAUGACCCCAAUGGUGUUCUGACACCAAACCAUCCGGCGUGGGAUCUCUUAAACAACAGCUCUCUGGUCAUUCAGCGACAAAUCGAGAUGAUGAACGUCUUCCUCGGAUUCGAACAAGCCAACAGAUAUGUCAUCAUGAAUGGAAGAGGAGAAACAAUUGGAUACAUGGCCGAGCAGGAUCACGGAGUAGGCAGUAUGCUGGGCCGCCAGAUGUUCAAGACGCACCGAAGUUUUACCUCCCAUAUCUUCGACAAGAACGAGAGGGAAGUCUUGCGUAUUCACAGACCUUUCUCCUGGAUCUCAUCGCGCAUUCGCAUCUACGAUCCUACUGCUCAUGGUGACUACUCACAAUCAGACACGCUUCAAGGCACCUCGGUCCAGUCAGCCAUAGACCAAACCUCUGCAGCUCAAGUGUCACCCCUCCCACUGGCCGAUAUGCGUAUCAUCGGAGAAGCACAGCAACAGUGGGCACCUCUCCGCCGCAAAUACAACCUCUUCAACUACCGCUCUCUCGAACCAGCGAACGACUCCUCCCCAAAAUUAACCUCCGGAGAUGCACCAAACACUGAAGCCAAAGCCCUCAAGGUCUCAGAAGGGCAAUCUGAACAAGCAAUAGAAGCAGGAAUGCAACAAUUCGCCUUUGUCAACGAACCUUUCCUCUCUUGGGAUUUCUCCUUGAAAGAUGCCGAGGAACGCAAGAUCGGCAGCGUAAAUCGCAAUUUUGUCGGCUUUGCCAGGGAGAUCUUCACCGAUACUGGUGUUUAUGCUCUACGUAUGGAUUCUGCUAGUCUAGGGAAAGGAGUUGAAGAGACGGCCAUGACGUUGGAUCAAAGGGCUGUCAUGCUUGCUACAGCCGUGUCUAUAGAUUUCGAUUACUUCAGUAGACAUAGUGGUGUUGGCGGUGGUGGUGGAUUUAUGCCGUUAUGGUUCCCUGGCAUGGGAGGCGGUGCUGCUGAGGGAGGUGCUGUUGGUGGAGCGGCUGGAGGAGCUGCAGGUGAAGUCGGUGCUGCAGAGGGCGUUGGCGGUGCUAUGGGUGGUGCAGCGAGAGGUGCUGCUGGCACUGAAGGCGCCAUCGGAGCUGCUGGAACUAUGGCAGGUGUUGAAGCCAUGAACCGUGGAUAUGGUGGCCAGCCUGCCGACGAUGCUAGCCCUCAAGCCCCUGUCGAGCCUUUCCAGAAUGACGGCGGUGUUGGCCAGUCGCAAGGAGAUGCUUGGGGUGAGCAGAACCCCUGGGGCGAGCAGCAGAACCCUUGGGGACAACAACCUCAAGAACAGGAUCCAUGGUCAGGUGGAAACCAAGGAGGUGGCGACUCUGGCGGUGGCGAUGGAGGUGGUUUCGACUUUGACGAUUUCUUCUAGAUUGCAGGCUACCAUCACUUCUCAUGUAUUUUUCCAGCAUAGCGUAGCAUAUAUAGAUACCCCUCUCAAUUGUUCAUCACAGAAACAAAAGACCCGAU
Molecule: messenger RNA, 1813 nt
Organism: Aureobasidium pullulans EXF-150
Lineage: Eukaryota; Fungi; Ascomycota; Dothideomycetes; Dothideales; Saccotheciaceae
Product: Scramblase-domain-containing protein
Exons: 1
Coding region: 45-1715 (556 amino acids)
Biological process (GO): plasma membrane phospholipid scrambling
Cellular component (GO): plasma membrane
Molecular function (GO): phospholipid scramblase activity
Source: RefSeq, a predicted model, not a curated record